GUACACAGAGGGGCCGUUCCUCAGGAACAUGUACUGGGAGGUAUGGUACAACAACAAGAGUCUGUCGGAGAAUCACAGUCUCAUCUACUACGAGAAUCUCCUUCUCGGGGUGCCGCGUCUCCGACAGGUCAAAGUUCACAAUCAGUCCUGCAACGUCCCUGAAGACCUGAGAGUGGAGGUGAGAGAUUGUUACAACUUGUACACGUCAGCCAACGAGGACACCAGUCCAUUUGGCCCCAAGAAUGGAACUGCCUGGGUCUACACACCUGAGAGUGAGAUGAAUGGCAGCAGUUACUGGGGUCAAGUGUCAAAUUAUGGCGGUGGCGGGUACUACCAGGAUCUGUCUCGUACAAGAGAGGAGUCAGCCGUCCAGCUGCGGUUUCUCAAAGACCACCUGUGGCUGGACAGGGGCACCAGAGCGGUCUUUCUGGACUUUUCUGUCUACAACGGAAACAUCAACCUCUUCUGCAUCAUCAGGUGAGACAACACAUUCACACUACAUG
Cynoglossus semilaevis (tongue sole) is the source of this 503-nucleotide messenger RNA. RefSeq names its product polycystin-2-like. NCBI's taxonomy places the organism in Eukaryota, Metazoa, Chordata, Actinopteri, Pleuronectiformes, Cynoglossidae. The transcript is spliced from 2 exons. Gene Ontology annotation, cellular component: membrane. Gene Ontology annotation, biological process: detection of mechanical stimulus; release of sequestered calcium ion into cytosol; potassium ion transmembrane transport. The coding region runs from base 29 to 481 and encodes 150 amino acids. The record is from RefSeq and is a predicted model, not a curated record. Gene Ontology annotation, molecular function: voltage-gated sodium channel activity; potassium channel activity; signaling receptor binding.